AUGUCGUUCAUUUUUAUCCCAACUGUUCGUACAAUGGAACAAGCUGAAAAGGUGCUUGGCCACGCCAACACUUUUUUGCGUGUCAAUUCGUCUCAUAUGGAAGUCGACCAACUUGUUGUGUUUGUUGGCGAGUUGACAAAAAAGUACCCCGGACAAAGAAUAUAUGUCGAUCUGCAAGGAAGUAAGAUCCGUGUUUCUCGCUCUCAACCAAUUAUACAACUUGUUCAAGGCACUGAGGUGGAGCUAACUAUUGAGGAGCCGACACCAGACACGAAAAAGAUUCAUAUUGGGAAUCCAAACACCAUCAAGUUGCUUCAAAAAGGGACUCAUGUGAAGAUCGACGAUGGCCGCCUUGAAAUUGAGGUCGUCUCUGUUGAGUCUGAAAGUCACGCCGUUGCCAAAAUACUCAAAGGCGGCGAGCUUAGACCAGGAAAGGGAUUCAAUCUCCAACCCCAUCCUUUCGUUCAAAACGCGUUGAGCCAACGAGACGCAGACAUAGUUGAACGACUUAAAGAUGUUAAAGAAGUCUGUUUUGCACUUUCAUUUGUAUGUGUUGUAGAAGAGAUAUUGGACCUUAAAAAGCGAAGUGGUGGGAAAUACGUUGCCGCGAAGAUAGAGAGGGAGAUGGACGUAGAGAGGCUUCUUGGCAUUUCAAAGGAAUGUGACGAGAUCUGGAUAUGUCGAGGGGAUAUGGGCGUACAGCUUGGAUUUGUUGGGAUGGCAAAGUUUGUGAGGGAGUAUACCACAUUUAUGAAAACAUUGAAAUGCCCAUCCAUUAUGGCUGGCGAAGUGAUGGAACAUUUGUGUGAUAACCUAAUCCCAACUCGUUCUGAAAUCUGUUAUUUGGGUAAUUUAAUAGCCGACGGUUAUGAUGGAAUGGUGUUGUCAGACGAAACUGUCUUUGGAAAAUAUCCCAAAGAAACAAUGGAGUUCUGUGCGAAUUUCACUAACGAAUAUUUGAAGUGA
Entamoeba invadens IP1 is the source of this 966-nucleotide messenger RNA. RefSeq names its product pyruvate kinase, putative. The transcript has a single exon. Gene Ontology annotation, molecular function: magnesium ion binding; pyruvate kinase activity; potassium ion binding. The record is from RefSeq and is a predicted model, not a curated record. Gene Ontology annotation, cellular component: cytoplasm. Lineage: Eukaryota; Evosea; Mastigamoebida; Endamoebidae. Gene Ontology annotation, biological process: glycolytic process. The coding region runs from base 1 to 966 and encodes 321 amino acids.